Molecule: messenger RNA, 1075 nt
Organism: Phycodurus eques (leafy seadragon)
Lineage: Eukaryota; Metazoa; Chordata; Actinopteri; Syngnathiformes; Syngnathidae
Gene: ribc2
Product: RIB43A domain with coiled-coils 2
Exons: 1
Coding region: 71-1075 (334 amino acids)
Source: RefSeq, a predicted model, not a curated record
CAUCAAUGUGUUGUUGAAACACUCUUAAAAAGGCUUAUCAUUUUAACAGACUCUACAUUUGUCAGCCAAAAUGUUGAACGGCUCUCGCUUUGAACUGGCAAGUAUAGAGAGGCGUCGCAACAAUGAGCGAGAAAGAAAAGAGAGAAUUUUUAACGAUAAACUGAGAACCAUCGGUAUUGACAAGGAAGGCCUUGACAAGCAGCUGGAUGACAAGAAGAAAGGGAAGGAUGCAGAAAGACUUGAACAGGACACCUUUGAGGCCCAAUUUCUACAUAAUAGCAAGCAAGCGUACCUUCUUCAAAAGAAAGAAGAAAAGGAGAGACGUGCAAAGGAGAAGACCAGUUUACUGGAACAGUAUGAGCGUGCAAGGCAGGAGGAGUUGGACAGGGACGACUCUGAAGAAGUAGUUGAACACAUGAUGCCUCCGGGAAUGGCAGGUGAGGACCCGGACAGCGAAAGCCGAAUAUACAGGCAGAAGGAGCAACUGAGGGAGUGGCUGUUACAGCAACAGACAGAGCAAGCCGUGGAGAAAGAAAGACAGAAUAUGGAAAAGUUGGACAAUGAAAAAUUCAGAGUACAUAUGGAUAAUGUAGCUCUGCAGCUGGAAAACACUGAAAUGGAGAUGCGGAAACAGAACGCUGUCAAAAUGAAUGAGUUCAAUCACGCCAUGGCUGAAGAGAGACAACGGCAAGAACGGGAGCUCACAGACGACCCCAGAGAGAUACAGCCGAGUCAGGUGGGAGUACCUGGUAUUUUUCACAGCUAUGAUAGGAGGCCACGUCCCGAGAGCUAUCAGCAAAUGAAAAAGUUCUGGAACCUUCAAGUUGAAGAGAAAAUGAUGACAAAGUUAGAGGGGAUCAGAGAAAAGCAACAAUAUGCUCGUUGGUGCUCCAACACGGCACGUACGGCUCUGAUCAUACAGAGGCAGCAGGAACGACAGAAGAAGGAGCUGCGGCAAGAACUGGACCACAACAACAGCACCACUGCUGAAUUUGACAGACGCAACAGACCCGACAUUAAAAGAGGACGAAUCGAUGAAAGUUUCUUUGCCAUGUUCAACACUUGCAGUCGCUGA